AUGGCCUCCAACGCCCAAGGAUUCGUCAUCGAAGGCGGCAGAUUCAACGAGGUUCAGAACCAAAAUGUCGAUCAUUCCACUAAUUACCAGCUUAAUAUAAGCUUUACAUCUGAGGUUCUUCAUUCCAAAGCUGGGGCCUCAGCCAAUGACUUCGGAUCUCUGCUGAAUCGUGAAGCAUUGGACGAAUUAAUUUCGCAAGCGAACUUGCUCGUCGGACCAGUGAAAAGCAGCAGUUCCUUGACGUCUGAAGGGUCGGAGCGUUCUAUGUCAUCCGAAUCGACGCCGUCUAUCAACGUUUCCACUGUCAACGGCCCGGGAGCCAUCGAACGCCCUGUCGCGGUGCCCAUACCUGAACCACAAGUCAAGGUCAUACAAGAGGUUGAAAAAAGGCUUGCUAUAUAUACGGGCGUAGAUAAAGCGUUGAAAAAGCUCAAUAGAUCGAUCAGCAUCGUCUUGACCCUUACGCCUGCUAUGACUCACGAGUUCGAUACUCCGUGGGCUACGAUUGUUUGGAAGGUCCUGAUAUUCGAAAAAAUAGCUACGAUGCGAAGACAAAUUGACUGGACUAGCCGAACUGGAUUCUGCACUGUCGAAGAGCUCGACGACGGAACGCUGCAACCAGGUGAUCUACGUUCAGUCGUGACGGUGAUUCGGCUCCCACCAUCGUCAGAUUUUCCACUCAAUAAUCUGAGUUAUCAGCCAGGAACAGCGACCAUCUUGCAAACUGUAGAAGGUGACGAAGAGUUUUCUCAGCAAAUGGAAGUACCGUCGGAUGAAAUGCGAGGUGUGUGCAAUUUGACGGGCUUUGAACAGCGAUUGGCCCUGUGCUCCAUCGACCCCAAGAAGCCGAAAUCGAACCAAUUCUCUCCCGUAGUAGAUCUUGCCGUUGGAGAGUUCUUUGCCUGCGGGCCGCCUGUAAUGCUUCAAGCAUUUGCCGUCCCUCCUUCUGAAUACCAGGAACGGCAACCAAUUGAUACUCGCACGCUCCUUCGGCCGCUUUUCGUCAGUGCUGGCACUUCUGCGCCCGAACCCAUCGAUAUCAGCAAAUUAAGCAAGCCGAUCACAUUCUUCCGUCUUUACUCUGAUACAUCUGGUAAAAUAGUGUUGGAAAAGGACAAGUGA
This is a messenger RNA of Laccaria bicolor S238N-H82, 1122 nucleotides long. RefSeq lists its product as uncharacterized. Lineage: Eukaryota; Fungi; Basidiomycota; Agaricomycetes; Agaricales; Hydnangiaceae. The transcript is spliced from 9 exons. The coding region runs from base 1 to 1122 and encodes 373 amino acids. The record is from RefSeq and is a predicted model, not a curated record.